CGCCGCACCGCUGGGGUGUGGAGGGUAAGCGCUGCGCGGCCCAGGCGGCUGGCACGGCGGGCGGGGAGGGGCGGCGGAGGCGGCCGCCUCCCGGCCCCGGCGGGCUGCCCCGGCCGGUGGGCGGCGCCGGGCGGUGAGAAGCAGGGGGCGCCUCGCCCGCCAGCCCCGGCCCCCCUCCCGGGGUGUAUAUAGCGGCGGCGCGGAGCGGCGCGGAUCCCGCGGUGGGCAAGAUGGCGGCCGCCGCCAGCACGCAACCCCCAGAGCCGCCGAAGCUGCAGCAGCUGCUGAAGCGGGACCCCUACCUGAGCCCCUUCGAGACGGACUUCAAGCGCAGGUAUUCUCUGUUUUAUAACCACUUGAAGAACAUUGAGGAAAAUGAAGGAGGCCUUGAUAAAUUUUCAAAAAGUUACAAAACCUUUGGAGUUAACCAGUUGUUGGAUGGUGGAAUAUAUUGCAGAGAGUGGGCACCGGGAGCAGAAGCAGUGUUUCUCACAGGUGACUUCAAUGACUGGAAUCCGUUUUCUCAUCCAUAUAAGAAGUUGGAGUAUGGGAAGUGGGAGUUGUUCAUUCCACCAGGACAAGAUGGUUGUCCUCCUGUGCCCCAUGGAUCAAAGCUAAAGGUGGUGAUUCGUGCUCAAAAUAGCGAUCUCCUCUAUCGUAUUUCACCUUGGGCCAGAUAUGUAGUCCGUGAUGAAGACAAAGUGAAUUAUGAUUGGGUCCACUGGAGUCCACCACAGUCAUAUAUACAUAAGCAUCCUUCCCCCAAGAGAUUAAAAAGCCUAAGAAUCUAUGAAUCUCACGUGGGAAUUGCUUCCCCAGAAGGAAAAGUAGCUUCUUAUAAAAACUUCACAUACAAUGUACUACCUAGAAUAAAGGAUCUUGGAUAUAACUGUGUCCAGCUGAUGGCUAUUAUGGAACAUGCAUACUAUGCCAGUUUUGGUUAUCAGGUCACAAGUUUCUUUGCAGCGUCAAGCCGCUAUGGAACUCCAGAUGACCUGAAAGAAAUGAUUGACGUUGCUCACUCAAUGGGGAUCACUGUUCUGCUGGAUGUUGUGCACAGCCAUGCAUCAAAAAACUGUGAAGAUGGUCUCAACAACUUUGACGGUACAGAUUCUUGUUUCUUCCAUUCUGGUCCUAAAGGAACUCAUCAGCUUUGGGACAGCAGGCUCUUUGACUAUGCAAACUGGGAAGUUUUGAGAUUCCUUUUGUCUAAUUUGAGAAUGUGGAUUGAAGACUAUGGCUUUGAUGGCUUCCGAUUUGAUGGUGUUACAUCUAUGCUGUAUCACCAUCAUGGGAUUGGCACAGGAUUCAGUGGAGGUUACCAUGAAUAUUUUGGUCUACAUGUGGAUGAGGAUGCUUUGUGUUACUUAAUGCUGGCCAACCACAUGAUUAAUUCCUUGCAUCCGGAAUGCAUAACCAUAGCAGAAGAUGUUUCUGGAAUGCCAGCUCUUUGUCGUCCUGUUGAAGAGGGAGGAGGAGGUUUUGAUUAUCGACUAGCAAUGGCUAUUCCCGAUAAGUGGAUACAGAUAAUUAAGGAGCUGAAAGAUGAAGACUGGAAUAUGGGCAACAUUGUCCAUACACUAACAAAUAGACGGUAUGAAGAAAAAUACAUUGCAUAUGCAGAGAGUCAUGACCAGGCACUUGUUGGUGAUAAGACACUGGCGUUUCGACUGAUGGAUGCAGAGAUGUAUACAAACAUGAGUGUGCUCUCGCCUCUUACUCCAGUUAUUGAUCGUGGAAUACAGCUUCAUAAAAUGAUUCGUCUCAUUACUCAUGCACUUGGAGGAGAGAGUUAUCUGAAUUUCAUGGGUAAUGAAUUUGGACAUCCAGAAUGGCUCGACUUCCCCAGAAUAGGGAAUAACGAGAGCUACCACUAUGCCAGAAGACAGUUUAAUCUUACUGAAGAUCAUCUUCUUCGCUAUAGAUUCCUAAAUUCAUUUGAUAGAGAUAUGAAUAAAUUGGAAGAAAGAUUUGGCUGGCUUGCAUCUCCCCCGGCCUAUGUGAGUGAAAAGCAUGAAUCAAAUAAGGUCAUAGCAUUUGAGAGAGCAGGUCUUGUUUUUAUUUUCAACUUCCAUCCGUAUCAAAGUUACGUGGACUACAGAGUGGGUAUUGAAACUCCAGGAAAGUAUAAAAUCCUUCUUGAGUCUGAUGCUGCAGAAUAUGGAGGUCAUCAAAGGCUGGACCACGGCACGGAGUACUUCUCUGAAGAAUAUCCCCACAAUUAUCGACCUUAUUCACUUAUGGUGUACAUUCCGAGCAGAGUGGCUCUUGUGCUUCAGAAUAUGGAUAUCCCAAAAUGAAGUUGUCUGUAACUGUCGCUGAAGAAGCAAGUCAUAGAAGAAGUGCUGAUACGCUGUACUAGUACUAAGUAUAACAAAACUUGCUCUAAGGAAGCUUUCUGAAACUGAGUAUAGUAAUAUUAGGUCUUUAAAACUUAAGAUUAUAUUCACAUAUAAUUGCAGAGCUCUUGACUUGCUAGAGCCUCUUUUGAGGAAACUUUACAAAAGAGGCAGAAAGGAAAAUGUUGGUUUUGUAGUUCUAGUAGUACAAAAUUACACUUAAGAUAUUGCAAAGCAGCAGGUAUUCUCAAUUAAAUUGUUGUUUACAGAAUUCUAUCAUGAAUAACAAGAGUGAUUCUGCUCCAAAGUUUGUAAUUUCUUAUAAUCCUCUCUUUGAUAGUGAAUUCAAAUGUUCACGAUAUAUUAAUGCUUCUUACUAAAAGUAAGUAGUUUGCUUAGAUAAAACAGAAGUUUUUGGCUAAAAGGCAGCCUUAACGGUUUGUGGGACCUGAUUUGAGGCUCCUCUUCUUCAGUGAAGUCCAACACAGAAUUAAAAAUAGAUAUCGAAAUGUAUGAGAAGGUCCUCUGAGACUAUUGUAUGUUGCCAAUUCUUAUUUAAUUAAAAUUGCACAAAAAUGCUGAAAAGCAAAAUCAGCAGGCCAAUUGACUGGUGAUCUGCUGAUGCUAUUGUGUGUUGCUUAUUUGCUCCCGCUCAAAUUGCUUAGUCUGUGCAUCUCACUUGCUACAGCUGCAACAAAGGACACAACUAUUUUAUUUAACUGACUAAAAUGUUCAGUGAGAAGUGUUUUUUGUUCUUACUGCAAUGAUACCACACUAGAAGAUGUUCUUAAAAUGUAAUUCUUUCCACUGCAUUUAUUUCACAAAUGUCAGGACCUUGCAGUACUGAUUCCUCUAUUUCCAGGAGCUGCCUUUCAGCUUGGAACAUGAUAAUGUUCUUGCACUUUUGUAACUUUUGAAACAUUGCUUCUCAUGAAGAAGCAGUCUCAAAAUACAGUGAUCAAACUAAGGUGGUUUUUUUUCCAUAAAAUCAAGGUAGUUAAUUAUUGGAGUGCUGCUAAGAUUAUUCAAGUGAGUUCUUUCAUGAGCUACAACCUUUUUGUAAAGAGUAAGAUUUUGUAUAUUUGAAAAUGUAUUGCAGAGUGUUCUGGAAAAAUAAUACCAAAAUUAACGAGACAUGCUUUAUUUUGUUCCAUUUAUUUAAAAACAUAUUUGAAUUGGUUCUGAAAUGAAUGUCUUUUGUACAAAUCUGAUUUUCUAACUUUUAAAGUAGCCAAAGAGGAAGAUGUCCGUGACCAUUUCCAAGUCAUAAUUUUACCCAGUAUCUUCGUGAACCAUUGUGUAAAUUACUGAAGAGUUGUGCCAACACUGAAAAUCUAUUCACGGUUCUUGGAAUGCUUGCUUGUGCUUACUUCUUAAGCAAAAUAAGGGAUAUGAUGGAAUAAUGCAGCAUGACGGAAAACAGUCUUUAGCAGAGUUCACGCUGAAAGGACUUUUAUGAAGAUCCCCAGUCUGCUAUGUUCUGUGUGACAGAAUUUUAUAUGGCAGUUGAGUAUCAUAAUACUGUUUAGGAUCAUGCUUCAUUUUCCUCUACACCGGGUUUGAUCAUUGUUUGGUAGUGGGCUAAUAAAAGCAUUCCCAUUACACUAAGACUUUAAAGAAAAUACACUGAACUGUUUUAGCAACUGGAACUCAUUAUCUUCUUUUUUUUUUUUUUCCCAGAUUGUUUUCCUUGUAGUGAAAUAACGAGCAACUUCUAAUACAUGUUACAUUUACAUUGUAUUGAUCUAAUAUGUUUUAUAGGGUGGUUCGUUUUUUUACUGGCACCAGUUCCAGGUUUCAAAAUGUAAUAAUGCAAGGCAAGUGUCUGUGUCAAAACUUUUUUUCAAGAGGAGGAAUAAAUGUAUGAUGUGAAGUAUAAACUAUGUAAAAUUACAUGCAAAAUAAACUCUGAGGAGGAUAAAACAAA
Molecule: messenger RNA, 4266 nt
Organism: Apus apus (common swift)
Lineage: Eukaryota; Metazoa; Chordata; Aves; Apodiformes; Apodidae
Gene: GBE1
Product: 1,4-alpha-glucan branching enzyme 1
Exons: 16
Coding region: 231-2300 (689 amino acids)
Biological process (GO): glycogen biosynthetic process
Cellular component (GO): cytoplasm
Molecular function (GO): cation binding; hydrolase activity, hydrolyzing O-glycosyl compounds; 1,4-alpha-glucan branching enzyme activity
Source: RefSeq, a predicted model, not a curated record